AGCACCGGGCCACCACCGGCAAUAAAAUACGCUCGGGAAGCUGAACGGGGGGCGGCGGACGUUUCCAGAACUCUCGCCCGCGCCUUCGCGAAACUUCGUCGCCACAUCACCUCACCCGCUCCAGAUUAAACAACGCCUCCCCGCCCCACUCCCCAGCGAAGGCCUCGCGGCCACCUCUUCCAGAACCGUCUGGAAUGUUCGGCGCCGACGCCGGGCGCCCGCCAUACGUGGGGCCUCGCGCCUGCCCGUGGCGGUCCGCGUGUGCUUGCCUACUGGUAGAACGUCCCCCGACGAGGCGACGACGCCGUAUAUACCCGCCUCAAGUACAAAGGGAAAGCUACUCGCCGGGCACCUCAACUGGGGAGACUGUACUUUCCGGUCUCUGGUCCUUCACGCUCUAGGCUUCAGUUUAGACGUUCUCUAAUCGGGAAGGCCAUUUUCAGAUCGAGCUAGUUCAGCCGAGGCGUUUUUUUCAGCCAAAGAUCGCCAUCUUUUGGACCUGCUCUUGAUUCGUUCGUUUGGAUUGUUUGAUUCGUUUCGACUUUCCUUUGCUCCUCUGCUCCGUCAAGCGGACCUCCUCUGUUUUUCGGCCAUUGCUCGGUCGCGUUUGUUUGUUUGUUUGUUUGCUUGUUCGGUUUGUUGGUGCGGCCAUGGAUCCCUUCCACGGCGGCAUUGUGAAGGAGGAGGAGUUCGACUUCGACUUCGACUUCACCGGCGUUUCUGCGGGGGACGCGGCGGUGGCGGCGGCGGCGUCCUCGUGGGCCGUCGCCUUGCCGGAGCUGCCCCGGCCGAUGGAAGGACUCGGCGAGGUGGGCCCCACCCCAUUCCUGACCAAGACCUACGACGUCGUGGACGACCCCAAUACCGACACCGUCGUCUCCUGGGGGUUCGCCGGCAACAGCUUCGUGGUCUGGGACGCUAACGCCUUCGCCACGGUGAUCCUCCCGCGCUACUUCAAGCAUAGCAACUUCUCCAGCUUCGUCCGCCAGCUCAACACCUACGGGUUCAGGAAGGUUGACCCGGACAGGUGGGAGUUCGCGAACGAGGGGUUCCAGCGUGGCCAGAAGGAGCUCCUGAGAACGAUCAAGCGCCGGCGCCCGCCGUCGAGCCCGUCGGCGCAGCAGGGGCAGGCGCCAUCGUCGUGUCUGGAGAUGGGACGAUUCGGGCUCGACGGCGAGGUGCACCGGCUGCAGCGCGACAAGCGCAUCCUGCUCGCGGAGGUGGUGAAGCUGCGGCAGGAGCAGCAGGCGACGCGCGCGCAGAUGCAGGCCAUGGAGGAGCGCAUCACCACGGCGGAGCAGAAGCAGCUGCAGAUGACGGUGUUCCUGGCGCGCGCCUUGAAGAACCCGAGCUUCAUCCGGAUGCUGGUCGACCGGCAGGGCCUUGGUGGCCGCCGUAGGGAGCUCGAGGACGCGCUCUCCAAGAAGCGCCGCCGCCCCAUCGAGUACCACCUCCCGCCCGACGGCGAGAGCAGCGGCACCGCUACGGAGGCGGCGGUGAACGACUACAUUUGCGGCCUUCCGGUCGGCGUUAAUGGCGUGGCGGAGGCGGACGACGACGGGAGCCGGCUGGAGGGGAGCGGCGGCGGCGGGGACACGGAGAGCUUCUGGGUGGAGUUGCUCAGCCUCGGCCUGGAGGAGAAGCACCUGGAGGGCGGCGGCGGCAGCGAGGAGGGGAGCGGAGCUGACGUGGACGACGACGUGGAUGUGCUGGUGCAGAGCAUCUACCACUUGAACCCGAACCCGGGCAGCCCCAGUGGGAAGUGAAAGUUCCAGAACGUUCCAUAUUCCAGAACCCACUAUGGUCUAUGGAAGCUCCCAGUGGGCACUGCAAGUAGGCGAUAGUUUUUUAUCCGGCGCCUGACUUUUUGUCGCGGGCUGUGUGCAAGUUGCAAAAGUUGCGGUUGGCCGGUUGCCAAGGAAUGUUCAGGAAGCUCGUCGGACUACGAAGUUUCUAGAAGAUGGAGCAGCAAGGCUCCAGCCUACUGUACUAUCAGUGGCAAGUUAGAUUCUGACUAGAUCAGGAUGAAGCAAAGGCACUUUCCAAAUGUGGCUGAUGGUGCCAUUAUUCU
Molecule: messenger RNA, 2071 nt
Organism: Sorghum bicolor (sorghum)
Lineage: Eukaryota; Viridiplantae; Streptophyta; Magnoliopsida; Poales; Poaceae
Product: heat stress transcription factor A-2a
Exons: 4
Coding region: 651-1766 (371 amino acids)
Biological process (GO): regulation of transcription by RNA polymerase II
Cellular component (GO): nucleus
Molecular function (GO): RNA polymerase II cis-regulatory region sequence-specific DNA binding; DNA-binding transcription factor activity
Source: RefSeq, a predicted model, not a curated record